GAGUCAUAUUCACUUCCAAACUAUAAAUGGAAUGUUGUGUGUAUAUAUUAAUUUGUAUUAAAUAUGCCGGCAAAAGUACAAAAUAAGGUUUUAAUAUACGAAGGAUGUAAUUAUUUAAGAUAUCGUCUUUUAUUAUCAACAUUGUCAGGAAAACCAGUACGUAUUAUUAAUAUUAGAACUAAAGAAGAUGAUCCUGGAUUAAAAGAAUAUGAGAUAAGCUUCAUACGUUUAUUGGAUAAAAUUACUAAUGGUACUAGAGUAGAAUUAAACGAAACGGGUACUUCUUUAUAUUAUAAUCCUGGUUUAUUAAAUGGCGGAGAGCUAGAACAUGAUUGCAGCUUGCAGCGUGGAAUUGGAUAUUAUUUAGAAGCUGUCAUUAUUUUAGGACCUUUUUGUAAAAAACCUAUUGAUAUCAAACUUAGAGGAGUCACGAGUAAUACAUUGGAUCCAUCUGUGGAUAGAAUUAAAGCAGCAUGUAUACCAUUGUUAAAAAGAUUUAUAGUAGAUACAGAUAUUGAACUUACUAUUAAAAAGAGAGGAAUGGCACCGUUAGGAGGUGGAGAAAUACAUUUCAAAUGUCCACUUUGUCGUACUCUCAAAUCUGUACAGCUUCAAAAUAGUGGUAUGGUAAAACGUAUUAGAGGAGUUUCUUGUAGCGUACGUGUUUCACCAGCAAUUGCCAAUCGUAUGGUUGAAUCAGCCAAAGGCGUAUUGUUAAAAUUUUUACCAGAUAUAUACAUACAUACGGAUCACUGUAGAGGUGCAGUUAGUGGCAAAUCACCAGGUUUUGCAAUAAGUUUGACAGCUGAAACAACCAAUGGUAUUUUUCUCAGUGGAGAAGCUUGUUCACCUUUAAUGAUAACAGGUUCUUUACCUUGUGUACCAGAAGAUCUUGGAAAAGAAGCAGCUAUGAUGUUACUUGAUGAAAUUUAUCGAAAUGGAUGUGUGGAUUCUCCAUUUCAAAGUAUGGCAGCAAUGUUUAUGGUACUUGGUAAAAAGGAUGUGUCCAAAAUUGUAACAGGGCCUUUAACCCAAUCAAUGAUACAAUUUUUAAGAGAUUUACGAGAUUUUCUCGGUACAGUUUUUAAAAUUGAGCAUAUUAAAGAAGAAGAUGAAAUAAAGGAGCAAGUAAUGUUGACUUGUGUUGGUAUAGGUUAUACUAAUUUGAGUAAACGUACUUUGUAAAAUAUUUAUAUUAGAAAUAUUUUUUAAAAUAUAGCAUUUUUCUAAUUUCUAAAUUGUAAAUACAAAAUUAUUAAAAAUUGUACAUAUUAUAUUCAUUACCUACAUAUAUAUUUUCAACAUAUUACACGUUAUUUUUAUAAUAUAAAAUCUUGCAAGUACAAUGGUUUAUCUGGCCAAGAAAUAAACAAUUCUCUCUUCAAUUGGUUCCAAGUAUUUUGAUAUUGAACAGACAAUUGCUUGCAAUCAUAAUAUGUAAUUUUCUUUGGAUGGAAUAUAUCCGUUUUAAUAUUUUUAUACUUAUCACAAAUUUUUAAACAUGUUUCUAGAAGAGCACGUCUACUAAUAAGUAAGUUAUGGCCCUUCUUUUUUUUAGUUACUCCUUGCUUUCUGCCUUGUACCGCUAUUUCUAAAUCACUGUAGAUAUUUUAUGAAUUAUUACUGCUAUUGUUAUUAUCAUUUACAACAGAUUUUUGUUUUAUAUAUAUAUAUAUAUAUAAAUAUAAACCUGUUUCUCACAGCACACCAUAUGAUACUUGAUGGACAUGGAUUUAUUCUUUUUCCUUCUUUUCUCUGAGCAAAAGCAAUGUCUGCUUGAAAGAUUUUAGGAAUAUGUAAUUUAUUACUAAAUCUUUUAGAUAAACCACGUUCCAUGGCUUCUAGUGAGAAAGGGCAGCCCUUACCAAUAGUAAUACUUUCCAAUUUUAUUCUUGAAAUUAACAAUGAUAAAAGUGAACCUUGUAUUCCAAUAAUAUUCCAUCUACAACAUUAUGAUAUAUCUAAUAUAUAAUUAUAUUUUUUCUUCAGUUAUUACAUUUCUAGGUAAAUUAUUUAUCACAUACUUUGCCAUUUUAUCUGAACACGAUAAACUUAAUGUGGGAUCUCCUCUACCAGGUUUUGUUCGUAAUGGACCAGUUAUAUGAUAAUUAGCUCCUGGUAACUUGGGAUCUUGAUGUUGUUCAGUUUUUAAACAUUUUGCUCCUGUUCUAUGUAUGUCUGUAUUUGUUUCACUAACAGAUAAUUCUAAUGUCAUCUUUUCUUUAUCAUCAUGCAUUGUCUUUCUAAUUUUUGUAGGACAUUCUUUCUCGUUUAUGUCAUCCUUAGGAAGUAUAGAACAAUCUCCACAAGGACUUUGACUGGAGAAAAAAUGAAAUGAUAUGCUAGGAUACAUUUCUAAUUUAUUCUCUUUGUUUAGGAAUAAAAUAUUACUUUUAAAACCAUUUAAUACAAUAUCUAUUUGAUCGUACAAAUAACGUAAAAAGGCACGUCUUGCGAGUAUUUCUGCAUGAGAAUCACUCAAUCUAGAACCUCUUUCGUGCGGAGCAGUUUUAACCAAUUCAGACUCUCCUAAACACUUUGUACCUGUAGCAAGUGAUACUACAGAUAAAGAUUCACAUUCUGUUUUCAAAAGGAUUCCUGACAAUAUCGUCCAUUCGUUAUCUGUUGGUUUCCCACCUUUUUUUAAUCCAUUAUAUUUUUCAAUACAAAGUUUUGCUACUUUAUUCGGAAAAUCGUUCAUUGUACUUUUUUAAUACUUAUAAUCGUAUUAACUGAUAUAAUUUAUAAUUCAAUAUAUUAUUUUUAUCCGCUUAAUUUUAUUAAUAAACAUUUUUUGGAUCCCAUGCAUAUUUAAUUUGUGGGAGAUUUGAUAAAAUUUUCAUUUGUUUUGCAUCAAUAAUAAAAUUUAAAUUUAUAUUAUCUCGUAUAUGUUCUUUUUUUACAGCCUUAGGAAUGACACCUAAGAAAAUUACAAAAUAAAAUUACUUUAUAAAUAAUAUCUGACAAUAAUUAAUAUUAAUAAUAGCAUAGUUACCAAUGCCUUGUUGUAAAGCCCAUUUCAAUAAUAAUCUUGCUGGAGAUACAUUAAGUUUUGAAGCAAUAUCAUUAACAACAGGAUCUUUAAGAAGAUUUGUAUUGAUACUUGUACCUAAAGAGGAAUAUGCUUGUAUAUGUAUUCCUUCCGCAUUACAAAAUUUAAUUAAUUCUUCUUGACGAUAAUGUGGGUGACAUUCUACCUGUAUAUUCAGGAUAAAGAAAUAAAUACAUCAUAUAAUGAUGAACAUUAGAUUAAAAGAUGUUGCAUUUAACAUACUUGAUUAACUGUAGGUUUUACACCAUAAUAAUUAUUCAGUAAUUGUUUUAAAUGAUCUACAGUAUAAUUAGAAACACCAAUAGAUCUUAUUAAACCUUGUUUAUGUAGUUCUACUAGUUUUUCCCAGGUACAAUCACGCAAAUCUUUAUUUUGUUGAGAACUUUCAGGAAUACGUGCAGCUCCAGGCCAAUGUAUCAAAUAUAAAUCAAUAUAAGAAAGACCAAGAGAUUUGAGAGAUUUUAAAAUGGAUCUUUGUAUACCUUCCGGAUCUCCAUUUUCAUUAGGUGCUUUAUAAAAAAAAAAAAAAAAAAAAAAACAAUAUAUAUAAUUUAAUAUUUAACAAUUAUUAUUACAAUAU
Molecule: messenger RNA, 3632 nt
Organism: Vespa velutina
Lineage: Eukaryota; Metazoa; Arthropoda; Insecta; Hymenoptera; Vespidae
Gene: Rtc1
Product: RNA 3'-terminal phosphate cyclase-like protein
Exons: 7
Coding region: 64-1185 (373 amino acids)
Biological process (GO): endonucleolytic cleavage of tricistronic rRNA transcript (SSU-rRNA, 5.8S rRNA, LSU-rRNA); ribosome biogenesis
Cellular component (GO): nucleolus
Molecular function (GO): RNA endonuclease activity
Source: RefSeq, a predicted model, not a curated record